GGGUGGGUGCAAUGUGAGCUGGGCACCAGUGCUUUUUAAGCCGCCUGGCCGGUGACUGCCCUGCAGCUGUGUUUAGGGGAUGGAGGCUGUGUGUCGGUUCUUGGCCGCUCUCCUGGCUCUGGGCACUCUGUGUGGGGCCGAGCCCGUCAAGUUUCGCGACUGUGGAUCUACAGUUGGAAAAGUUCUUAUAGUGGAUAUAACCCCUUGCCCCUCUAUUCCAUGUAUACUUCGCAAAGGACAAUCCUAUGCUGUGAAUGUCACCUUUACCAGCAAAACAUCAAGUCAAACAAGUGUGGCUGAGGUUCAUGGGAUCCUGGGUGGAAUUCCAAUUCCUUUUAAUAUCCCUGAUGCUGAUGGCUGUAAAUCUGGGAUUCGGUGCCCCAUUCGGAAUAAUCAGAACUACCACUAUAUCAAUUCCUUACCAGUAAAAAGUGAAUACCCAUCAAUUAAGGUGGUGGUUGAAUGGGAACUGAAGGAUGAAAAUGGCAAAAACCUCUUCUGCUGGAGGAUCCCUGUACAGAUUGCCAACUAAACUAGAUCCCUGAUUAUCAGCUCCUGUAACAGUACCCAAAAUGCAUUCAUCCACUGUGUAGCAGUUAGCAGUUUCGAGAAACUGAAUGUUCAAGAAUUGUCAAACUUGAGCAAAGACAGAAGUAUUCAUAUUAGAAUUUUUUGCACUUGUAAGUUUUUGAACAUGGAUUUUCAGACUGUGACCUGUAUUUGCCUUAACAUGAGUGGAUUAAUAAAGAUGUGAAUUACAGUGUG
Messenger RNA from Carcharodon carcharias (great white shark), 765 nucleotides. Its product is annotated as NPC intracellular cholesterol transporter 2-like. The record is from RefSeq and is a predicted model, not a curated record. Gene Ontology annotation, biological process: cholesterol efflux; intracellular cholesterol transport. Lineage: Eukaryota; Metazoa; Chordata; Chondrichthyes; Lamniformes; Lamnidae. Gene Ontology annotation, molecular function: cholesterol binding. Bases 80 to 532 code for a protein of 150 amino acids. The transcript has 4 exons.